This is a messenger RNA of Ostrinia furnacalis (Asian corn borer), 837 nucleotides long. RefSeq names its product heat shock protein beta-6-like. The record is from RefSeq and is a predicted model, not a curated record. Bases 106 to 675 code for a protein of 189 amino acids. NCBI's taxonomy places the organism in Eukaryota, Metazoa, Arthropoda, Insecta, Lepidoptera, Crambidae. Gene Ontology annotation, cellular component: nucleus; cytoplasm. The transcript has 3 exons. Gene Ontology annotation, biological process: response to heat; protein refolding.
UUGUUGUCAGUUUUGUUAUUGUUUGUCAACCCCAAAAACUUCUAAAUUAUCAGUAAAAUUCUUCUAAAUCUCUUCUAAAACUUAUCAGCCGGUCAAGACAACAGGAUGGCGGAGAAUAUACUGCAGAAAAGCCAUAAUUUCAAUAUCCCAGUGCAGAGAACGGAUCUGUCCAGUUUUGAUGACGCCUUCUCAUCUCUGAAGGAACGGUUUGAGGCCGAAAUGCGGAGGGUGGAUGAAGAGAUGACGAGGUUCAGCACCAACCUGAUGUACUUUUACGACCAGACCCCGACUGGGCAACUGAACAUAUCCUCGCAGACAGCGCUGCCCUCCGCUGUCAAUCCUGAGAUGCUGACCAACUCACCGCUUGUGGAGGGGGAGGGGGAUUCCAAGACUUUGAAGCUCCAGUUUGAUGUCAGCCAGUUUACUCCCAAUGAGGUGGCAGUCAAAAUACUGGAUAACGUGCUGAUGGUGACAGCGAUUCACGAGGAGAAGACAGACAGCAGCACAGUCUACAGGGAGUACCAUAGAGAAUUCUUCCUCCCUCGGGGCAUAGACAAGGAGGCCAUAGUGUCAUCGCUCUCUCGAGACGGUGUGCUUACCAUACAGACUCCUAUGCCUCCAUUAUUGGCUUUAAUUGAUAGAUCAGCGCCGAAAAGUACUGAAGUAAAAAAGUGAAGAGGAGAUUAAUUUAAUAAUAGGUAAUCAAAGUAGAACAAGAUAAACAUUGGUACACUAGUUUACAUAAUCUAAAUCUAGAGAAAUUGAAAGAAAAGAAAAAGAAAAGUAAACUUAAUAAGAAUAAUCAUUUGGAUAGCAAUGAAAACUAAAAUAAGAAUG